AUGGCUUUAUCACACAACGUCAUUGAGACUCUGCCAGGAUAUCCUGGCAAACUUCCAUUCAGACUUGAAACUGGUUAUAUUGGUAUAGGAGAAUCUGAAGAAGUGCAGCUAUUUUAUUACUUCAUCGAGUCUGAAAGGAACCCAAAAGAUGAUCCCUUAAUUAUUUGGCUCACUGGAGGCCCGGGUUGUUCUGGUCUCUCAAAUCUUAUAUAUCAGACGGGCCCCUUCACCAUUGACUAUGCCAACUCCAGUGGGAGUCUACCAGCACUGGUAUACAACCCAUACUCGUGGACGAAGGUGGCAAAUAUUAUAUACAUAGAUCAGCCGGCUGGCACUGGAUAUUCAUAUGCAAAAACUUGGGAAGCAUACAACACUAAUGAUACGCUGUCAGCAGCACGUACUUAUGAGUUCCUCAGGAAGUGGCUAAUAUAUCAUCCCAAAUACCUCAACAAUCCACUUUAUAUUGGUGGUGAAUCUUAUAGUGGCCUCGUUGUUCCACUUCUUGUUAACAAUAUAUACAAUGCUAUUGAAGCUGGAAGUCAACCACCCUUGAAUAUGAAGGGAUAUGUGCAAGGAAAUCCUGCAACAAACAAGUACUGGGACACCAAUGAAAGAAUCCCUUAUGCUCACCGAAUGGGACUCCUGUCUGAUAACCUUUUCAAGUCAGUGAAGGAAAGCUGCAAAGGAAAUUACGUUCAUGCAGAUCCAAACAAUGUUCUAUGUCAGAGAAAUCUUGAAAGGGUAUCAGAGGUGGCAAAUAUUAUAUACAUAGAUCAGCCGGCUGGCACUGGAUAUUCAUAUGCAAAAACUUGGGAAGCAUACAACACUAAUGAUACGCUGUCAGCAGCACGUACUUGUGAGUUCCUCAGGAAGUGGCUAAUAUAUCAUCCCAAAUACUUCGACAAUCCACUUUAUAUUGGUGGUGACUCUUAUAGUGGCCUCGUUGUUCCACUUGUUGUUAACAAUAUAUACAAUGCUAUUGAAGCUGGAAGUCAACCACCCUUGAAUAUGAAGGGAUAUGUGCAAGGAAAUCCUUUGACAAACAAGUACUGGGACUACAAUGAAAAAAUCCCUUAUGCUCACCGAAUGGGACUCUUGUCUGAUAACCUUUUCAAGUCAGUGAAAGAAAGCUGCAAAGGAAAUUACGUUCAUGCAGAUCCAAACAAUGUUCUAUGUCAGAGAAAUCUUGAAAGGGUAGCAGAGUGUCUCGAUAGAAUACGUACACCACACAUUUUAGAACCAUGGUGUUCAUUGAUGUCAAAGAAACGGGAUUUGCUUUCAUGGGAUUCAAGUUUGGAAGAGGAAACCAAAGAUCUCUUACGAUCAAUGAAUCCUUUUAAAAGAUCAUGGUGUCGACCUGAUAAUUACGUGUACUCGUACAUAUGGGCUAAUGAUAUAUCUGUACAAAAAGCUCUUCAUGUUUCUGAGGGAACAAUAAAGGAGUGGCUGAGAUGUAACAUGAGCAUGCAUAUACGUCCAGGGAAGCAGCAUGGAUGUUAUGUGUUCGAUGUCCAAAGUACUGUGGAAUACCACCGGAAUUUCACCCAUAAGCACUGUAGAGCUUUAAUUUUCAGUGGAGAUCACGACAUGGUCGUUCCUCACACAGGCACUGAAAAAUGGAUAGAUUCGCUUAACUUGACUGUUCAAAGUGACUGGAAACCAUGUUUGAGGAUUUUUUGUUUCUUCGCAGGUAUACAUACAGAGCAGUAUUCGCAUAAUGACUAUCAGUUGACUUAUGCAACUGUGAAGGGGGCUGGUCAUACAGCGGCUGAAUACAACCCCGUACAAUGCUUUGCCAUGGUUGAUAGGUGGUUUUCUGAGCUCCCCCUUUAA
This is a messenger RNA of Fraxinus pennsylvanica, 1833 nucleotides long. Lineage: Eukaryota; Viridiplantae; Streptophyta; Magnoliopsida; Lamiales; Oleaceae. The record is from the annotation of a GenBank genome assembly.